Messenger RNA from Caenorhabditis bovis, 1569 nucleotides. NCBI's taxonomy places the organism in Eukaryota, Metazoa, Nematoda, Chromadorea, Rhabditida, Rhabditidae. The record is from the annotation of a GenBank genome assembly.
AUGAGUUCCAACAGACAAGCAUAUUAUAAAAACAACGCCAAGGAGCAGUUGGGAAAAGAAAAGCGAAAUGAGGAAGUCGUCAGUAUUCGGAAGGAUAAACGCGAGGAAGCUAUCUCGAAGAGAAGAAAUAUCAAUGCGGCUAUUGAGGAUGAUACGGAGACUGUCACCCUUCCAUCUGGUCCAUUCGAUAGUAACCUACUUCGUAUCACAGUUGAAGCUGCAAAGUCGACAAAUCCCGCUGAACAACUCUCUGCGGUGCAACAAGCAAGAAAAAUGCUUUCAACUGAUCGAAAUCCUCCAAUUGAUGACUUAAUUUCCAGUGGAAUUUUGCCGGUUCUCGUGGAUUGUUUAUCGAGUACUGAUCCUAAUUUGCAAUUCGAAGCAGCAUGGGCACUUACCAAUAUUGCUUCCGGAACAUCAGAACAAACUCAAGCUGUGGUGAACGCCGGAGCUGUUCCACUAUUCCUUCAACUUCUUUCUUGUGGGAAUUUGAACGUUUGCGAGCAAUCGGUUUGGGCUCUCGGAAACAUUAUUGGAGAUGGUCCACACUACCGCGAUUACUGUCUUCAACUCGGAAUUCUUCAACCACUCUUGGCUUUCAUUUCUCCAGAUAUUCCUAUUGGAUUCUUGAGAAAUGUGACAUGGGUUAUUGUCAAUUUGUGUCGUUGCAAGGAUCCAGCCCCGUCUGCCGAAGUAGUUCGCACGAUUCUUCCUGCAUUGGCACUUCUUAUUCAUCAUCAAGAUACCAACAUUCUCAUUGAUACUGUUUGGGCUCUCUCGUAUUUGACUGACGGAGGAAAUGAACAUAUUCAGAUGGUUAUUGAUAGUGGAGUUGUUGAACAUCUUGUUCCAAUUCUUGGUCAUUCUGAUGUCAAAGUUCAAACUGCUGCUCUUCGCGCUGUUGGAAACAUAGUAACCGGAACGGAUGAACAGACUCAACUCGUUCUUGAUUCUGGAGUUUUGAAAUAUAUGCCGGGACUUCUCGCACAUUACAAGGAAAAAAUCAACAAGGAAGCUGUUUGGUUUAUUUCAAACAUAACUGCUGGAAACCAACAACAAGUGCAAGAUGUGUUUGAUGCUGGUAUAAUCCCAAUGAUCAUCCAUCUUCUUGAUCGCGGAGAUUUCCCAACACAAAAGGAAGCAGCUUGGGCUAUUUCCAACGUUACCAUAUCCGGACGACCGUCCCAAGUCGAGCAAAUGGUUAAACUUAAUGUGUUGAGACCGUUUUGCGCUAUGCUUGACUGUAAGGACCCGCAAAUAAUCCAGGUUGUUCUUGAUGGAAUCAAUAAUAUUUUAAAAAUGGCUGGAGACGGCGUUGAACAUGUUACGGCCGAGAUUGAAGAGUGCGGAGGACUUGACAAGAUUGAAAAUCUUCAGAACCAUGAAAACGAAGAAAUCUACAAACUUGCUUUCGAAAUUAUUGACACUUAUUUCAGCUCUGACGAAGAAGGAAACGAGAACAGCGGAAUUCCAACUUCAAACGAAUUUAACUUCAAUGGCCCGUCUGGAUCCGAUGCCCCACCAGCUCCGGAUGCUCCAAAUGGCGGCUGGAAUUUCGGAAAAAACUAA